Zasmidium cellare ATCC 36951 is the source of this 477-nucleotide messenger RNA. RefSeq lists its product as uncharacterized. Bases 1 to 477 code for a protein of 158 amino acids. The record is from RefSeq and is a predicted model, not a curated record. NCBI's taxonomy places the organism in Eukaryota, Fungi, Ascomycota, Dothideomycetes, Mycosphaerellales, Mycosphaerellaceae. The transcript has 2 exons.
AUGUCGCAGUUCAUCACCGCUUACGCUGUGAGCUUCUACCAAGAUGCUCGUCUAGCCUGCCAGUGUACUUGGCCUUUGCCCAAUGCAGUGCCCAACACCUGGAGCACUUCACCAAGAUCAUGGACAAGCCAGGAAUCGGGCAUCUCAAUAGAGGAUGGCUUACUGCUCACCACAAGCACGAUCACCAUAACCGUCAAACCCGUCCAAGUCGCCGACUUCGUCGACUCCAUCGUCUUCCGCGACACCACCUCCCUCGUCCUUGAAACGAACAUGAUUUUCGACGCCUCUGUGGCAUUCGUGCUGAACUUGGUUGCUACGGCAUGGGCCACAGCGACACAGUCUAACAUCCCAAAGCAGCCCACAGUGCCAGAAAUCCACGACACCGUAGCCUCCAUCCCAAAAACCUACUUCACUCCUGCGCAUUUUCGGGCAACCACCGCCGCUCCCCGGGUCUCCUCCUCGUCUGAAAGUCGAUGA